Synchytrium microbalum is the source of this 927-nucleotide messenger RNA. RefSeq lists its product as uncharacterized. Gene Ontology annotation, molecular function: oxidoreductase activity, acting on the CH-OH group of donors, NAD or NADP as acceptor; NAD+ binding. Gene Ontology annotation, biological process: fatty acid metabolic process. Bases 1 to 927 code for a protein of 308 amino acids. The record is from RefSeq and is a predicted model, not a curated record. The transcript is spliced from 9 exons. Lineage: Eukaryota; Fungi; Chytridiomycota; Chytridiomycetes; Synchytriales; Synchytriaceae.
AUGAGAGCAUAUAAAACGUUCGCCAGAGUGCUAGUAGGCCAUAUACAGAGAGCAUCCAUUCACUCGACGAGAACCAGUCGUAUUCGCACUAUUGGUGUCAUUGGAGCAGGCCAAAUGGGAACUGGAAUAGCUCAUGUAUCAGCUCAUGUAGCUAAAUUAUCAGUCAUCUUGCUGGAUUCCAACCCUGUACAAGUUGCUAAAGGAAUGAAGCUUAUAGACUUGUACUUGGAAAAGGAUGUUGUCAAGGGCAAGAUCACCACUGCUGACAAGGACGAAACGAAAUCAAGAAUAAAAAGUACAUCAGAUAUUAGAGAUUUCUCUUCUUGCGAUUAUGUCAUUGAGGCAGUCAGUGAAAAUCCCGCCUUGAAACGUGAAUUGUUUCUUGGCCUGGACAAGCUUACACCACCACAUUGUAUUUUGGCCUCAAAUACGUCCUCGAUAUCUAUUACGAAAAUAGCUGCUUCGACACAGCGGCCAACCAAGGUUAUUGGAAUGCACUUUAUGAAUCCAGUCCCAGUAAUGAAACUAGUCGAAAUCAUUCCUGGAUUGGCGACUGACGCCGCAACAUUGGCAACGACUCAUGAGCUUGCCAAAUUGAUGGGCAAAGUGACUACAGAAAGUAUGGACAUGCCUGGAUUCAUCGCUAAUCGAAUCCUUAUGCCAUAUAUCAAUGAGGCUGUUUACGUGUUGCAAGAGGGAAUUGCAACGAAAGAGGACAUUGACACAACAAUGAAAUUGGGAACUAAUAUCCCAAUGGGCCCUUUGACGCUGGCCGAUUUCAUUGGGUUGGAUACGUGUUUGGCGAUUAUGAAGGUGUUGAAUACGCAAUUGGGCGAUACAAAGUAUAGACCUGCUCCCCUUUUGACUAAAUAUGUUGACGCUGGAAAGAAGAGUGGACGAGGCUUUUACGAGUACGAAAAGAAGUAA